AUGAGGUCAACCCCUCUGGCACAAGCCAGUUUCGGCUAUGCGAUAUGCAUCAUUCUGGUCACAUAUUGCACCGGUGCUAUGGCUCAUGAUAACAGCUCAACGGAAACCAGACUGACCGUUGCAAAUGACGGCGGAAACAAGUCAAGUCCCAUACUGUACGGAAUCAUGUUCGAGGAAAUGGACCAUUCAGGCGACGGUGGAAUUCAUGGACAGCUGCUUCAGAAUAAUGGCUUCCAAGGCACCAGUCUGAAUAUCACCGCAUACGCACCAGUGGGGAAUGCGACGAUAUCCCAAGAUUCAUCAAAGCCAGUCAGCAAGGCUAUCACGUCUUCUCUGAGAGUUGAAGUGCCCAAAGGCGUCACGGACUACGUUGGAUUUGCCAACACCGGAUACAAUGGAAUUCCCGUCACAGGUGCCGCAUACAACAGCUCGUUCUGGAUGAUGGGUGAGUAUUCGGGAACUAUCAACCUGCAGCUUCUUGGAUCAAAAAGUGGCAUCAUCUAUGCCGAUCACAACGUUACUGUCAAGAGUACGAAGUCGAAGUUCACCGAGUUCAAAACCAGAUUCAACACCACAUACUCUCCGGAUGGGCAUAAUGAGUGGCAUCUGACUUUUGAUGGCUCGAAGGUAGGCGGGGGCUCAUUGAACUUUGGAUAUAUCCAGCUGUUUCCGCCGACCUUCAAGGGACGGGAGAAUGGACUGAGGGAUGAUCUUGCUUCCUUUCUAGACGAGAUGCAUCCUGCAUUUCUGCGAUUCCCCGGUGGAAACAACCUUGAAGGAUUGCAAGUCGAAAGCCGCUGGAAAUGGAACACCACGAUUGGCCCGGUAGUUGAUCGACCAGGAAGGGAAAGCGACUGGUUCUACCCGAACACAGAUGCGAUUGGCCUGGAUGAGUAUCUGUGGUGGUGCGAAGACAUGAACAUGGCACCUCUUCUAGCUGUUUGGGCCGGUAAAUCCUACGGAGAUAUUCUGUCCGGGCCAGAUCUCAAACCUUUCAUCGAAGAUAUCAUGAACGAGAUGGAAUAUCUUUUCGGCGACUCUUCAACGCACUAUGGCAAACUGCGCGCUCAGAACGGCCGCAAAGAACCGUGGAAUGUUGACCUCAUUGAGAUUGGUAACGAGGACGACCUCACCCGUGGCUGUGAAAGCUACCCUGAUCGUUUCAAUCAGAUAUACAAGGCCAUCCACGACAAAUAUCCGAACAUUACGCUCGUUGCUUCGAAUGGAGACCCCAAAUGUCUACCAUCGCCACUACCCAAGGAUGUCAUCAUCGAUCUACACCUCUACCGAAAGCCAGACGACUUUGUCAAGUUGUUUAACCAAUUCGAUAACCAGCCACGAAACCAAUCCGUGAUGAUCGGUGAAUUUGGAUGUCGCAAUAGCUCCAGUGCCGAAGGCGAAUAUUGGCCCUACAUGCAAGGAAGCUGCAGCGAAGCCGUUUACAUGAUUGGAAUGGAGCGCAACAGCGACAUCGUCAAGAUGGCGUCUUACGCACCCAUGCUGCAACACUUCGACUUUGUGUCUUGGUCGCCCACUCUUUACGGAUUUAACAACACCCCCGACUCCAUCACGCCCUCGACAUCAUAUUUCGUCCAGAAGAUGUUCAUGACCAAUAAAGGUGACACCAUUCUCCCUGUCGAAUCAUCGGCCGACUUCGGACCAUUGUAUUGGGUUGCCUCGAAGACAGACUCGAAAUAUUAUUUAAAACUGGCAAACUAUGGCACCGAUCAUCAAAGCGUGAAAGUGAGCAUCCCAGGCACAAAGUCCGGGAGGCUGGAGAUUCUCGCUGGUCCUCGAUACCAAGGCGAUACACCAUACCAUGCACAAAUUCAGACUGUCACCACCAGCGUUUUCAAUCCGCAGGGUAAUUACUCGAUCCAAAUGGAGCCCUGGGCCAUCGCUGUUUUGGCCGUCUCUUGA
This is a messenger RNA of Penicillium olsonii, 1920 nucleotides long. NCBI's taxonomy places the organism in Eukaryota, Fungi, Ascomycota, Eurotiomycetes, Eurotiales, Aspergillaceae. The record is from the annotation of a GenBank genome assembly.